Rosa rugosa (rugosa rose) is the source of this 1650-nucleotide messenger RNA. Its product is annotated as F-box/FBD/LRR-repeat protein At1g13570-like. The coding region runs from base 272 to 1579 and encodes 435 amino acids. Gene Ontology annotation, molecular function: protein binding. Lineage: Eukaryota; Viridiplantae; Streptophyta; Magnoliopsida; Rosales; Rosaceae. The record is from RefSeq and is a predicted model, not a curated record. The transcript is spliced from 4 exons.
CGCUACAAUCUUUUUCCUUAUUUCUGGACCGAAGUGAGUACACGCGCCUUGCUCAGUGCGUCUCACUCCACCGAACGCCAUGAAGUCAGCCACGUUAUCCCUUGGGCCGAGCUGGCAACCAGUAACCGUGGGUCAGUUUUUGGGUCAAAAAUUUGAUCUCCCAAAGUGACCUGGGUCACCUUUCUUGACGGGCUUCCAGAGCGAGAUCUGGACGAAGCUCCAGGUCGUUGCUUAGUGUAGUGAUCGAGUUAAGAGUCUGCUGAUACCGAAAAUGGAGAUGGAUAGAAUUAGCAGUUUACCAAAUGAUGUGACAGAAAAGAUUUUGUCAUGUUUGCCGCUUAGGGACGCUGUGAGGACAAGUGUUUUAUCCAGCAAGUGGAGGUACAAGUCGGCCAUGCUUCAAGAUCUAGAAUUUGAUGAGUGUUCCUGGCGGACGAGCCAAUAUCGAGAGUAUGAUGAUGAUGAUUAUCAAAUCCACAAAACCUUUGUGAACAUGAUUGAUCAUGUGCUCUUACUUCAUCUUGUCCCCAUACGCAAGUUCAAGCUAGCCUGUACUGCGGAUGAGGUAGCCACUAGAGAUAUUGAUCGAUGGAUGACCCAUCUAUCAAGAAACUCUAUCAAAGAGUUGAUAAUUAAGCUUUGGCUAGACCAUCAAUACAACAUUCCAUUCUCUGUGUUUUCAUGUCAAGGUCUUGUUCACUUGGAGUUACUCGACUGUUUGCUCAAACCUCCGUCAACAUUCAAAGGGUUCAAGAGCUUGAAGAGUCUUCGACUCCUUCAUGUCGACAUGGCCCAAGAUGUGUUUGAAAAUUUGAUUCGUUGCAGUCCUCUGCUCGAGAGAUUAACAUUGCUAAGUUGUGACGGUGUCACCAGUCUCAAAAUUGAUGCACCCAAUCUCCAAUAUUUGCACGUUUUAGGAGAGUUUGAUGUCGUUAACCUUGACAGUGCCUCAAGUAUUACUGAGGCUGAAAUUUGGAUGGGCAUCGGUAAUGACGAAAUAGGAGUUCCAGCCAGUUGGAUUCCUGCCUGCAGUUCUAGCAAUUUGCUCAUGAUCUUUGAUCACCUACCUCAUAUUCGAAGACUUAAAAUUAAUAGGCGCUUUUUAGAGUAUUUGUCUCUGGGCGCCUUGCCAGAAAAGCUCACUAAUCCAUGUCAACAUCUGAAGGCUCUUUCUGUAGACAUAUGCUUCGAUGAUCCGGAUGCAAUUCCAACUGCUCUAUGCAUUCUGAGAAGCUCCCCUGCUCUACAAGAACUAGAAAUUGAGGUGGAUCCGACAGAGAAACUCCCAAGGAUACACUCUAUUGUCGAAGAAGUGAACUCUCCUUGUGUAAAUGACAACUACAAUUGCACAUUUUCUCAACUGCGACUUGUGAAAAUAACUGAGAUCUCUGGUGUUAAAGCUGAACUAGAUUUCAUCAGAUUUCUACUCUUAAGUUCACCUGUGCUUGAGAGAAUGACUGUCACGCCUCGUAGAUUUCCCGAGCCUUCUUAUGUGGAUGGUGUUCCGAAACUAGUAAAAGAGCUACUCCAGUUUAAACGUGAAUCAAAGCAUGCAGAGAUAAUUCUCCUGGACCCAUAAUUCAUCAAUGAAUUGAAGCAGCUUUAAGGUUCUGGACUGCUGGUAGAAAUGAAUUUAGGUUUGGUGUUGUA